Molecule: messenger RNA, 1713 nt
Organism: Fonsecaea nubica
Lineage: Eukaryota; Fungi; Ascomycota; Eurotiomycetes; Chaetothyriales; Herpotrichiellaceae
Product: imidazoleglycerol phosphate synthase, cyclase subunit
Exons: 4
Coding region: 1-1713 (570 amino acids)
Biological process (GO): L-histidine biosynthetic process
Molecular function (GO): imidazoleglycerol-phosphate synthase activity; oxo-acid-lyase activity
Source: RefSeq, a predicted model, not a curated record
AUGCCUAAAGUCCACCUGCUCGACUACGUCGCGGGCAACAUUCGCUCGUUGGUGAACGCCAUUGAAAAGUGCGGAUGGGAGGUCGAAUGGAUCCGGAGCCCCCAGGAUGUUGAGAAGGCAGAUUGGGUUCUUCUGACGACGUUGGCAGGCUAUCUCCCCGCCAUUCAAGCCCACAUAUCCAGCGGCAAGCCUUUCUUUGGCAUCUGUGUGGGUCUCCAAGCGCUGUUCACAGGCUCAGAAGAGGCACCCAAUGUCUCGGGCCUCAAUAUCAUUCCUACAUCACUCAAACGUUUCUCAGCCGAUAACGCAGACGGCUCAAAGAAGUCUGUGCCUUGUAUAGGUUGGAACGAUGCUUCGACGUUGCACCCUGACCUAGACUCAAACCACUCGACUUCAGAGAAAGAACGCAGUUUUUAUGGUCUCAACCAAGGAAGUAAGUACUACUAUGUGCAUAGCUACUUCGCACCCUAUGUGCCCGGUGAGCUGGAGGCUAGUGGAUGGGUCGUCGCCACGGCCACCUACGGCGACGAGACGUAUGUGGGGGCUAUCGGGAAGGGGAACGUUUUUGCGACGCAAUUCCACCCCGAGAAAUCUGGUGCGGCUGGUCUGAGAGUCAUUAAGGCCUUUCUUGAGGGCAAUACCUGGUCGGAUCCAGUCAUUCCAUCCAUUCCCGGAACCAAUUCGACCGCGAAAGGGGGCCCCUCACCCCAGGCAGGGAGGUCUGAUGGAGGAAAAAACGGUCUGACCAGGCGUAUCAUCGCCUGUCUAGACGUCCGCACCAACGACCAGGGCGACCUCGUCGUGACCAAGGGCGACCAGUACGACGUGCGGGAAAAGUCCGACGCGUCGACCACGGGGCCAGGACAAGUCCGCAACCUAGGCAAGCCGGUCGACAUGGCGCGUCGCUACUACGAGCAAGGGGCCGACGAAAUCACCUUUCUCAAUAUCACGAGUUUCCGGGACUGCCCGAUCACGGACCUGCCGAUGCUGGAGAUUCUGCGGCGGACGAGCGAGACCGUCUUCGUGCCGCUCACGAUCGGCGGCGGGAUCCGAGACAUGACGGACCCCGUAACGGGCAAGAACGUGUCGGCGCUCGACGUCGCGAAACUGUACUUUGCGUCCGGCGCCGACAAGGUGUCGAUCGGGUCCGACGCCGUGCUGGCAGCUGAGGAAUACCACUCCGGCGGCCGCCUCACGGGGAAAACAUCCAUCGAGACCAUCUCGGCGGCGUACGGCGCGCAAGCCGUCGUCGUGAGCGUCGACCCGAAACGCAUCUUCGUCUCCUCCCCGUCCGAGACGACCCACCACACCGUGCGCACGGCCUUCCCGGACGCCCACGGCCGCGAGUACGUCUGGUACGCGUGCACGAUCAAGGGCGGGCGCGAGACGCGCGACCUCGACGUCGUCCAGCUGUGCACGGCCGUCCAGGCCCUCGGGGCCGGCGAGAUCCUGCUCAACGCCAUCGACCGCGACGGCAGUAACCGCGGCUACGACCUCGAGCUGAUCGACAUGGUCAAGGCCGCCGUCGGCGUGCCUGUCAUCGCGUCCUCGGGCGCCGGCGUCCCCGCCCACUUCGAGGAGGUCUUUCGCAAGACCAACGUGGACGCAGCACUGGGUGCUGGCAUGUUCCAUCGUGGCGAAUACACCGUCGCCCAAGUCAAGGAACACCUCGGCCAGACGGGCCUUUUGGUUCGACCAUUUGAGACGUUUUGA